Messenger RNA from Aspergillus nidulans FGSC A4, 3614 nucleotides. Its product is annotated as M protein repeat protein. Lineage: Eukaryota; Fungi; Ascomycota; Eurotiomycetes; Eurotiales; Aspergillaceae. The transcript has 3 exons. The coding region runs from base 1 to 3474 and encodes 1157 amino acids. The record is from RefSeq and is a predicted model, not a curated record.
AUGUCGUCCGUAGAUGAUGCUGUUGCCUCCGUUCCUCCGGCCGAGGUCGAUGCGGAGGAUGUGCCCCCGGCUACCCCCGUGGAAUCAAGUGCUAUAUCUGGCAGCGAGGAGCCAGCCACAAGCCCUGAUACUUCCAAGGAUAAGGAAAAUGUGAGGGCGUCUCCGGUGAAGAAGACGACAACAACCACAACGAAGCGCCCCGUAUCGUCCGGAACAUCUGCCACGAAACGGCCUAGCUCAAUCUCUGGCCUCAAGACGACUUCAUCCAGCACUCGCACUCCAGGGUCAACUGGAAGCACGCUUGGGAAACCCCCGACGCGACCAGCUACUUCUGGCACUGUUCGCAAGCCGCUCAGCACGUCUACUACUUCCUCCCACCGUUCUCGGCCGUCACUCAGUUCUGCCGAUGAGAAAUCGCGCUCCGUAGCCAGCUCAGGUGAUGAGAAGCGGGGGAUCACCGGGUCUGCUAAGCGUAUGUCGCUUGCGGGCAGCACUGCGGGCACUAGAGCCCCUGUAAAAUCAACGACAACUACCCUGGACCGCCGCGCUAGCGUAGCAUCAACCACCGGGACGCGUACAUCCACUACUUCCUCGACAAGACCAGUGACAAAGCCGACGACCACAACAACCCGGCCUACCACUUCUACAACAGCUACGCGAACGGCAACAAGACCCACAACUACCGCCGCGAAGCGAUUGAGUACAGCACCCAAAACUUCUGAGGAGGAUGCCAUCAAGUUGCAAUCUCUACAGGACAAGCUCAGCGAGAGCGAAGCUACCAUUGAGAGUCUGAAAACAGAGCUGGAGACCGCCAAGGAGAAAUUGACACUGCCACCUCAGACCGAAGGAACUGAGGCAGAGCCUAACGACUCUACAAAGGCUCUUCAGGAGCAGCACGCUACCGAGAUCAGUCAACUGGUGGCUAGCCAUGAAGAGCAGCUCCAGGCUUUACGCGCCCAGCUUGAGGAGGCGGAAGCGAAGAGGAAGGAAAUCGAAGAGAAGUCGCUGAAGGCUCUGGAGGACGCAUCCCAGGCUGCAGCCUCUCAAGGCGAUGAGAAGCUGUCGGCGGCUCUCGAUGAGCUGAAGCGGUCUCAUCAGGCCCAGCUCGAAGCUCUCGAAAGUGAGCUAGCAGCACAGAAAUCUGCAGCUGCUAGUUACGCCGAGCAGAUCGAUUCCCUCAAGAUUGAGUUGCAGUCCAAGUCAGAUAGUCUGGAAGCGGCCGCCAAAGGAUUUGAGGCCGAAAAGGCGUCCGCCCUCGAGGAGCUGCGCGGCGAGCUUCAGGCUGAAAUUGAAAGUCUGAAGCAAUCCAAGGACGAGGCGGUCCGCGCUGCCGAGGAAUCUACUAGACAGUCCAUUGCGGCUUUGGAAGAUAAAAUUACCUCGCUCCAGUCUCAACUGACAGCGGCUGAGUCCGCCACUACUCAGGGCCAGGAAGAGACUGCCGCUCAGCUUGCAGCAAAGGAGAAUGAAGUUUCUGAACUAAGGCAGGCUGUUGACGCCGCCCGAGCAGAGCUUGAACAAGCAGGCGAAAGGGCUGCCAAAGAUCUUGAAGCAAAACUGAAGGCCCUCGAAGCUGGUCAUGAGGAUGCGAUUGCCAAGCUCAAAGCCCAGCACGAUGAGGCUUUGGCCUCCGCUGCCAGCUCCCAUGCGUCUGAACUUGCCAACGCAAAGGCAGCUACGGAAUCAUCUAGUUCCGCUCAUGCGCAAGAACUCGAGGAGCUUCGAGCAUCUCUCGACAAGGUCAAGGAGGAUGCGGUGAGCGAGCUGCAGGCGACCCACCAGGCGGAGUUGCAAUCUCUCCAGCAGAGACUUGACGAUGCCGAACAAUCCCUUCAGACAACGCGACAGGCUCUGGAAGAGGGCGCCAACGCCGCCCAGACCCAGGCUCUCCAAGAGAUCGAAUCGCUCAAGGAUAAAGUCAACACAUUGGAGUCUCAGCUAUCCACCGGACAAGAAGAGAUCAAGGCCCUCCAGGCUGAGAUCCAGGCCAAGCAGGAGCAAGCUGACACACUUCAACAGAACCUCGUUACAUUCGAGACCAAGCUAAAGGCGAAGGACGCGGAGCAGGAAGGAGAGAUCAAGGCUGCUGAGGAGCGAGCUGCAGCAGCAGAGAGAGCCCUAAAGGAGCACGUUCAGAAGGCCGCUGCUCUUGCUGAGGAACAUGCCAAUACUCUAGAGGCGCUGAGGGUUGAUCAUGCUGCGGAGCUCGAGAGAGUCAAGGCUGACGCCUCCGGGUCGUUGCAGCAAGCGCUUGAGGAGCUUCAGUCCAAAUACAAUGAUUUGCUGUCGAAGAACAGUGACAUGGAGGCGUCCCACGCCGGCAAGAUCGAAGCACUUGAAAGCGAACUGAAGCUGACCAUGGAGCGCGUCGCUGCUCAAAGUGCCGCUCAUGCGAAGGAACUUGCCGACCUUCAACAACAGCACGAAGAAGCGAAAAUUAAGCUGCAAUCAGAAUUGGAAGCCAUUCAGCUCUCUAAGGCUGCCGAGGCGGACUCCGAGCACAGCAAAGCCAUCGAGGAGCUCCUCACCGUCCAGGAGUCUAAAUUGUCUAGCCUUCGUGCGGAUCUGGAAUCUUCGCAUGAAGCAAAGUUGGAUGAACUCCGGAAGUCCCACGACGCUGCUCUUGCAGAGCUCACCGCUCAACUCACUGCUGCCCAGACUGCCGCCCAGGAUACCUCCGUACUUGACAACUUGAAGGAGACAAUUGCCGAUCUAGAGAAAAAGCUCACUGCGGCGGAACAGUCCGCUGCCGAUUCCAAGACGCAACAUGCCAAUGAGUUCUCUCUUAUUGAGAAGGAAAAGAGUGAAUUGGAGCAGAAGCAGCAGGCAGCGACCGCUCGUAUCGAAGAGCUUGAAAAACUCUUGGCUGCUUCCGAGGCAGCCAAGUCGGACUUGGAGACGGCGUCGAAGCAGGCGAUUGCAACCCAGGACGAGCUGACGCAGCUCCGGGCCAAGUAUGAUGCAAUUGCCAAAGAACUAGACGAGUCGAAGUCGCACAACGCCGCGACUGAGGAAAAGCUCGCUCAAGGCGAGAAGGACUUGAAUGCGCAGAUUGACAAAAACAUGACCCUUCUCAAUCAGUUGGGUGAGGUUGAGUCGUCUAUCUCCGGCAGCCGGAAGCACAUCCGAGAGCUUGAAGCGGAGCUGGCAGCGCUGAAGGCUGAAAAAGACGCGUUGAAGCCAACCAACGUCGGGUUGGAAGGCAGCCGAUGGGCAACUGAUGACGACACGCCGGCCACCGAGAAUAACCAGGCAGCCACAGUGGAAGGUGAGGAUAUGGGUUCAUCGAUCGAGGGAACGAUGGCCAGCAUCCAGGAACAGCUUAAACACAUUCGGGCUGCCAAUGACGACUGGUAUGACGAACACCGCCGUCUCGUUGGCGAACUAGCACAAGUGUCACGGCGGGCGACGCCCAAUCCUAAUCAGUCUGGGACACCGCAGUCCGAAACCGUGAUCGAGGUUGCCUCACAGUGAGAGUAUCCGUAUGGAAUAGCCAGGUUCGGCCGAGCUCGUUGAAUUUUCCCUUAUUCUUUCUCUUUGUAUCUGCCUUGUAUAGGAAUAGGAUGUAUGUAAUAAAGUGCUCAGGAUACCCGAUUGAAGUACCGUCGCCGUGG